AGUGAAAAAACAAUGAUCUGGGUGGUGACCAAGAGGGUGCUUGCGGUGGAGGAAGUGGUGAAUGCAAGGUACGGAGUGAUUGAGCAGUGGGCAUUGUUGUUGAGGAAUGCGUGGCCUAAGGUUUCUACGGUUUGUAAGAUUUUCAAAGACCAAGAGCCAUUCUAUGGUACAAUUUGCUUAUACAAUAGGGAGAGAAGAGAAAAAUUGUCAGAAGAUUUCUAUUUUAGCUUUCUACCAACUGAAAUGCAGGAUACUAAUAAAGUAUCUUCAGAACCUCGUGGACUUUUCUAUUUAGAUGCUCCGUCAGCAUCUGUGUGUCUACUAAUCCAAUUAGAGAAGCCUGCAACAGAAGAAGGGGGAGUGACUCCUUCUGUUUAUUCACUAGCAAUUCCAAGUGGAUUCCUAAUGAUGAGAAAAAUGCAUCUGGAAAUGGAAACACUCAUGGAAAUCCGGAUCUCAAUGUUGGUGAUGUAAGCAGAAUGCCUUUCUUGUGUUUGUAUUUUCUUUUUAUAUUUUUGUUGCAUUUCAGUUGCUUAUUUGCAUGGCUGAUAGGAAACAACCAGGGAAUUUUUCUUGUGUUCUGUACAUAAGGAGAGGCUGGAUUAUUUGGAAGAUGGAAAAACUAUUUUUAAAUUGCGAUUAAGGCUUUGCUCAUCUUUUUACCCAAUUAACGACCGCAUACGGGAUUUUUUUAACAAGCCCUCCCUGGGGUUCUGAACUUGUGGAGGUAUAUUGGCUAUGCUUCUUUCUUCAGUCUUUUCAGUUGUCUUGGUUAAAUCUAUUAUUAGUAUUCAUAAUCUCUUUAGUUUUGGUGUUUUUGUAAUUUUCAAGUCAACUGAAAUUAUUUUAU
This is a messenger RNA of Rubroshorea leprosula, 850 nucleotides long. Lineage: Eukaryota; Viridiplantae; Streptophyta; Magnoliopsida; Malvales; Dipterocarpaceae. The record is from the annotation of a GenBank genome assembly.